UACCUGUGACGUUGAAUUGCUUCCAGGAUAUCCCUUACAUUGUAACUGGCGCCGGGAACUACGACCUUCGUGCCAGUGAUGACAGACACGCCGAGAGCGAUCAUCAUCCCUCGUGCGUGGACGAAGAGGAGUAGCGACGUUCUUGCAGAGGCCACCACGGGUGCAGACUCUCUCAAGCAAGUCCGGGUGGAGUCUCUAAACCGCGAUAACCGCUCUGAUUGGCUGUCUCUCUGAAACCAAUUGCGGCGUAGCCCACAGCGGUUAUCAUUUCCUGCAUCAUGUACCGUUGCUGCUAUAAAAGACGCGAUGACGAAGGCAAAUCCGUUAGCAGCGCGUCUCAACUGCCUCAACAUGUCUCCACUCUUCGCCGUCUUCCUGCUGGGAUGUGCCAGCAUGGCAUUGUGUCAAAUCCCAGGCGGUUUCAACGUGCAGGACCCGCAGUCCAACAGCCUGUACUUGGAACUGGCUCAUUUAGCUGUGUCUUCUCAGGUGGAAGGCAAACAGUAUUACGACACCGUUGUUGAGCUCCUCGAAGUUCAAACUCAGGUUGUCGCUGGAUUCAACUAUAGACUGAAGGUGCUGACGGCGCCAUCCAACUGCCAAAUUGGAGUGCACCAGUACAGCAAAGAGCGUUGUACUCCGCAAAGCAGCGCGCCUACUAAAGUCUGCGUCGCAGAGUUCUUCCAUGGCCUCUCGAGUGAACCUUCCCUCACUUCCUAUUCAUGUGAUGCCUAAGAAGAGAAUAAGGCGUUAUUCGUCGUGUCAUUAGUAGUAUUAAAACUUGUUCAGUUACUGACA
Ornithodoros turicata is the source of this 798-nucleotide messenger RNA. RefSeq names its product cystatin-2-like. Gene Ontology annotation, cellular component: vesicle; cytoplasm. Gene Ontology annotation, molecular function: cysteine-type endopeptidase inhibitor activity. The record is from RefSeq and is a predicted model, not a curated record. Lineage: Eukaryota; Metazoa; Arthropoda; Arachnida; Ixodida; Argasidae. The coding region runs from base 307 to 735 and encodes 142 amino acids. The transcript has 4 exons.